AUGGCUGGGCUAAGAGAUAGCUGUAAAGAAUCAGACUCUUAAAGUAAAAAAUUAAAAUUAAAAGAUGAAAGAAUCAGACCCUCUAAAAGCUCAAACCAUACCUACAUUUAGGAUUUAGACGGUUCCAUCAGACGUCCAAAAUUCGACCUAACAGCCUAUUCCAACAAUCUAAACCAGGUUUCCGAAUCUGGAAUCACAGUUCCCUUUCUUAGAGUAAAAGCAACUUCUUGCGAGUUCCACAUUUUCUGUGCUAAGAAAGGAACUUCUUGCCUUGUGCACAGAUUCCAACUUUGGCUGGACGUCAUUCUUUAGGGAGUGAAAUAGAAGCCCCAUCCAUCCGAUGCAUAUAUGACAAACAGGAUAAACAGAAGAAAACGACACACAGAAAGUGCAAAUCUGGUGUCUGCCUCUGCCCGUGUCAUUGUAAAGAAUGUAUAAGCAAAGUUUCAGGGUCUGCUUCUGUUUCAGGAGAAGGUUCAGGACAAAUGUAGCAGAAGCUCCAGAAGAUGUGGAGAUGAUGUUUCGUAAAUACUCAGAAAAUGGCAUAAUGAACAUUGAUCACUUGCAGAGGUUUUUGGAAGAGAUUCAAGGAGAAUCAUCUGACACAAAAGCUCAGGCCAUCUUCAACAAUCUCAAGCACCUCGGCAUCUUUCAGAGAAGAGGCCUUCGUCUCGAAGAUUUCUUCAGAUAUCUUUUUGGAGACCUUAACCUUGCUUUCUCGCCCUCCCAAGGGGUUUAUCAGGAUAUGGGAGCACCAUUAUCUCACUAUUACAUAUUUACAGGCCACAACUCCUACUUAACAGGAAAUCAACUGAGUAGUGAUAGCAGUGUGACUCCUAUCAUAAGGGCUCUAAAUAGAGGAGUAAGAGCAAUUGAGUUGGAUUUGUGGCCUAAUUCCAAGAAAAAUGACAUUGAUGUUCUUCAUGGAGGCUGUAGGACACUCACAGCUCCUGUGAAACUCAUCAAAUGUCUGCGUGCCAUCAAAGAUCAUGCUUUUACAGCUUCUGAGUAUCCGUUGGUGAUAACUUUUGAAGAUCAUCUCACCCCAGAUCUUCGAAAAGAAGUGGCCAGGAUGGUUACUGCAACAUUUGGGGAUAUGCUUUACGUCCCUAGAUCUGAGUACUUAAAUGGAUUCCCCUCGCCAGAAUCGCUAAGGAGAAGGAUUCUAAUUUCUACGAAACCACCAGAGCACACUAAAGGUGAGAGCAUCAAGGAAAAACCAUCAGCAGAUAAGCAAAGAGACACAGCAGAUGAUGACAUUUGGGAGAGCGUACAACAACAACAAGAUAUGGAUGAGGAUCAUCUGGAGGAGGAGGAGGAGGAGGAUAAAGAUGAGAACAAUGCUGUUCCAGAAUAUAGGAGUUUGAUUGCCAUUCAUGCAGGGAAAAUGAAAAGCGGAUCAAGCCUCAAAGCAUUAUUUAAUGAUAUAGAAAAAGUUUCAAGACUUAGUCUGAGCGAGCAAGAACUUGAAAAUGCUAUAAGAAAGCAUGGACGCGAUAUUAUCAGGUUUACUCGGAGGAAUUUGCUGAGAGUGUACCCAAAAGGUUUAAGAUUAGACUCAUCUAAUUACAAUCCUAUGCUUGGAUGGACCCAUGGGGCUCAAAUGGUUGCUUUUAACAUGCAGGGAUAUGGGAAAUACUUGUGGAUCAUGGAAGGAAUGUUCAGAGGCAAUGGUGGUUGUGGCUACAUUAAAAAACCCGAUGUCUUGUUGAAGAACCUAGAUGAUCCGGCUUCUUACUCGGAAUCAACAUCUUCGGCUAUAAUAAGCCGUUUAAAGGUAAAGGUAUACAUGGGAGAAGGAUGGCAUCUGGAAUUCGGUCUCUCACAUUUCGAUUUCUAUUCACCUCCAGACUUAUACGUUAAGGUUGGAAUCGUCGGAGUCCGAAAAGACACUGAGACGAGAAAGACGAGUGCGAUUGAAGACGAGUGGAUACCUGUGUGGAACGAAGAGUUUUGUUUCUCAAUAAGCGCUCCUGAAUUAGCUUUGCUAAAUGUUGUGGUUCGAGAUUACGAUACCUCUGGAAAAGAUGACUUUGCCGGCCAAACAUGUCUGCCGGUGACGGAGCUCCGAUCUGGAAUCCGAUCAGUUCCAUUGUACAGUCGGAAGGGGGAGAAAUUCAAGCAUGUGAAGCUCCUCAUGCGAUUUGAAUUUGAAUGACAGAAAUUAAUAAAUACUUCUAAAAUGGAAUUUAUAUAUAUA
Messenger RNA from Momordica charantia (bitter melon), 2200 nucleotides. NCBI's taxonomy places the organism in Eukaryota, Viridiplantae, Streptophyta, Magnoliopsida, Cucurbitales, Cucurbitaceae. The record is from RefSeq and is a predicted model, not a curated record.